AAUAUCCGUGGCGCGCUGUGACCGCGCUUUUUCACAACAAUUUAGAGCAAUUGAAACCAUUUUUCAUUAAUUUAGUAUCAAGAAGUACCUACUUAGGUUAACGCAUCUUAUUAUGGCCAGUCAAAGUCAGGGUAUACAGCAAUUAUUAGUUGCUGAAAAAAGGGCGGCAGAAAAAGUUUCCGAGGCUAGAAAACGAAAAACAAGAAGAAUAAAGCAAGCUAGAGAAGAAGCUGCAGCUGAGAUAGAACUCUACAGAAAAGAAAGGGAAAGACAAUUUAGAGAAUAUGAAAUCAAAUAUAUGGGUUCUAAAGAAGACGCAGCUGCUAAAAUUGAGAAAGAUACUGAACGUUAUAUGUUUCAGUUAGAUGAGAGUGUCAAGCAUAAUAAGGAGGCUCUUAUUUUGGAUUUAAUUGGUUUGGCCAUUGACGUGAAGCCCGAGGUUCAUCGUAAUUAUGCCAUCAUGAAAACAUUCAACAAAAUAUAAUCAGCUAUUAAGUUGAACAUUGUUAUUUUUACUCUAAUAUAUUAUUGUGGAGUUCCAGUAGUUUAUAGGAAUAAAAUGUUAUGUAGGUGCAGUUGAUAUAUCGUUAAAAGAAACAUAUUACCAUUUUUAAAACUCAAUAGGUUAAGAAAAUUUUAAGUUAAUUACACAAAAUAAGAUGUCAUAAUUACUGUAAUCUUAUCUGAGACGUAAACGUCCUAAUGUUACGUGCAAGUAAAA
Molecule: messenger RNA, 721 nt
Organism: Diorhabda sublineata
Lineage: Eukaryota; Metazoa; Arthropoda; Insecta; Coleoptera; Chrysomelidae
Product: V-type proton ATPase subunit G-like
Exons: 3
Coding region: 113-484 (123 amino acids)
Biological process (GO): proton transmembrane transport
Cellular component (GO): vacuolar proton-transporting V-type ATPase complex
Molecular function (GO): proton-transporting ATPase activity, rotational mechanism
Source: RefSeq, a predicted model, not a curated record